CCAUCAAUUGAACCAUCCUCUAAAUAUCUUUCUCUUUCUCUGAAACGAAAGCUGUCUUAGUCCACGAUGGCCGUAACCGCCACUACAAACGACGGCGUUUCAAUCGUCGCCGAUAAGAUCUCUUACGAUGUGGUUGAAAGGGAUGUUGAGAUCAUCACUUCCGGCCGCCGUCGGAUUCCGGCACACUCCGGCGUCCUCGCUUCUGCUUCACCGGUACUUGCGAACAUCAUAGAGAAGCCGAGGAAAAACCUCGGCGGAUCAUCAAAGAGAGUCAUUAAGAUUCUCGGUGUUCCAUGCGACGCCGUUUCAGUCUUCCUCAGAUUCCUCUAUUCUCCCAGUCUGACGGAGAAGGAGAUGGAGAAAUACGGAAUCCAUCUACUGGCUCUAUCACACGUUUACAUGGUGACUCAGUUGAAGCGACGGUGCACCAAAGGCGUCGGCGAGAUAGUAACGGCGGAGAACGUCGUCGAUGUUCUACAGCUGGCUCGGCUCUGCGACGCACCUGACCUCUGUCUCAAGUGUAUGCGUUUGAUUCAGUCCAAGUUCAAGAUCGUUGAGCAGACCGAAGGAUGGAAGUUUCUUCAAGAACACGAUCCUUUUCUCGAACUCGACAUCCUCCAAUUCAUCGACGAGGCUGAAUCGAGAAAGAAAAGAAGACGGAGACACAGACGAGAACAGAAUCUGUACACGCAACUGAGUGAAGCCAUGGAAUGUAUCGAACACAUAUGCACCGAAGGUUGUGCAUUGGUGGGACCAUCGUCCAACGUAGACAACAACAAGGCAACAUCUCAAGUAAAACCUGGUCCGUGCAGUGCGUUCUCGACUUGUUAUGGACUCCAACUUCUGAUUCGUCACUUUGCAGUCUGCAAGAAACGAGUCGAUGGCAAAGGUUGUCUUCGUUGCAAGAGAAUGAUUCAACUACUCAGACUCCAUUCUUCCAUCUGCGACCAAUCUGAAUCUUGCCGUGUCCCACUUUGCAGGCAAUUUAAGAAAAGAGGAGAAAAGGACAAGAAAAUGGUCGAGGACACGAAGUGGAAGGUUUUGGUGAGGAGAGUUGCGUCUGCGAAAGCCAUGUCUUCGUUGUCUCAAUCAAAGAAGAAGAAAAGUGGAGUGUUGUUAAAAGAAGACGCAGAAGAUUUCAUCAGAAUCCGAAAGAAGUUAAUGUGAUGAUUAGAAUUUCAUUUUUUCUUCUUCUUGGUAGAUUAUAUAAUGAGCGAUUGUUAGAAGCCAUUAUUAGAGUCGGAAGUUAUAUUUAUUUGUAAUUUGUCUCUCAGACCGGUUGAUUGGGUUAAAUUUGUCGACGAGUAACCCUUUUAAUCUCUCGUUUGAUUGGGUCUUAUUUGUAAGAUAUAUGUAUUUACUUAUGUAUUUCAUUAGUAAAAUUUUCAUCUUUAAUUA
This is a messenger RNA of Eutrema salsugineum, 1398 nucleotides long. RefSeq names its product BTB/POZ and TAZ domain-containing protein 1. Bases 67 to 1167 code for a protein of 366 amino acids. The record is from RefSeq and is a predicted model, not a curated record. The transcript is spliced from 5 exons. Gene Ontology annotation, molecular function: protein binding. Gene Ontology annotation, cellular component: nucleus. NCBI's taxonomy places the organism in Eukaryota, Viridiplantae, Streptophyta, Magnoliopsida, Brassicales, Brassicaceae.